This is a messenger RNA of Paramecium sonneborni, 1301 nucleotides long. The record is from the annotation of a GenBank genome assembly. NCBI's taxonomy places the organism in Eukaryota, Ciliophora, Oligohymenophorea, Peniculida, Parameciidae.
AUGGAAACAGCUAAAAAGCUUAAGUUGAAAUCAUCAAGAUUCUUUGAAAAAGAAAUGAGCUCCAAAGCAUAGGAGUUGAUUGAAGAAAUAAAAUUAAAAGAUAGAAGUCACUUAAGAUUGAGAGAAUGGCAUCAGAGAAACCAUUAUGAAAAAAGUCUAAAGGAAUUGAGAAAAUAAUAUGAAAAGUAAUGAAAAUUUAAUUUAGAUAUUUUACAAUAGCAAAAGUGGAUGGUCGCACAUUUACAGCAGAACAAUUUGUUAAAUAAUUCGAGAUUCCAGAUAUUCCUUGUAUAAUAACUAACACAACAGAAGAUUGGAAUGUAGAGAAAUAUUGGACUUUUGAGAAAUUAUAUUAACUUUACAAAGAGACUUAAUUUAAAAUUGGUGAAGAUGAUAAAGGGAAAAAAUUAAGAUUGCCAUUCAAAUAUUUUCUUGAAUAUUUAGUGUACAAUAAAGAUGAUUCUCCUCUUUACUUAUUUGAAAGGUAUAAGAAAUAAUAAUUUCGUUAUUAGUUCGGUAGAAGAUAUGAAGGAUGGAGGGGCUGAAAUGAUAGGAAGAUAUAAAAAACAUAAAUAUUUUUAAGAAGACUUCUUUGCUAUGGUAGGAGAGAAACAUCGUCCUCCAUAUAGAUGGUUUUUGGUUGGGUAAAUUAAAAUAUAAAUAAUAGACCAAAACGAUCUGGAACAGCUGUUCACAUAGAUCCUUUGAUGACAAGUGCAUGGAACACAUCACUCUAAGGACAUAAAUUAUGGGUUUUAUUUCCUCCUGAUAUACCAAAAUGUGUAGUAAAAGCUAAGGGACUUGCAGCAAAAAAAGAAAUUGAUCCUGAAGUUUUGGAUGAAUCCAUAGAUUACUUUUUCUAUGCACUUCCAAAAUUAAUUUAAAAAGAAGGAGCUGAUAAUUUAAAGAUUGUAAUGUGUGUAUAAGGUCCUGGAGAUACAAUCUUUGUACCUGGAGGCUGGUGGCAUGCGGUUUUAAAUCUAGAUAACUCAAUUGCCUUAACCCAGAAUUUCAUGUCAAUAAACAAUUUUGAUAAAAUUUGGAGGUAAUUAUCAAUUAUUACUUUAAGAUCUGUCAGAAAAGAAAGGCCAAAGUUUAGUCAAAGACUAUUGGAAUCAUUUAAGGAGUUAAGGUCCGAUUUGUAUGAAAGAGCACUUAAAUUAGAUGAUAUUGACAAGAACGAAUUUAGAGUGCUAAAAGAUGCCAAUCCAUUGAGUUCCGAGGAUUCAUCUGGUAGUUCAUCAUCCAGUAGUUCUAGUAGCUCGUCUAGUAGUUCCAGUUCCGAUGAUGAUGAUGAUUGA